AGAGGAAUCCGCCACCUGAAACGCGAGGAAGUCAAGGCGACUCAAUUGGGUAUAAAGCAUCAGCCAACAUCUGCCCCGAGCAGUGCAAAGCCGAUGAAAACAUCAGCUCGCAGCUCGAGCCGGACCUCUGCGAUUGGUUCGGUUUCCCUCGGAUUUAUCAUCUGGCGUCGCCGAGUCGGUGCACCCCGGGAGACGCAUCUCUUUUCUGCACCUAAAGUGAAGGCGGCUCAGCGGCCAGCGACACUAUACUGGAAUUAACUGACAUCCACGGAGAUAUCGGCGCACCUGUUACCUCCACGGAGCGCAAGAUCAUGAUCCCUCCGGGAGACUGCAUGUACGCGGGCAGAAAGAGGAGGAAGCCCAUCCAAAAACAGAAGCCGUCCUCUGCCAAUGAGAAAACCAACCCGUCCAAGCGGCACCGGGACAGGCUGAACGCUGAGCUGGACCGGCUGGCCAGCCUGCUGCCCUUCCCCCCGGAUGUCAUCUCCAAGCUGGACAAGCUGUCCGUGCUGCGCCUUGCAGUGUCCUACCUCCGCGUCAAAAGUUUCUUCCAAGCAAGCCAAGAUAAGACCUCCAGGAAGCACAUCAUCAACACAGCAUCCUCUAACCCUGAACCCAGGAAAGACAAUCUUCCACUGGGCACCACUAUCAAUGAGAGCAGCCUCCUCCUGGAAUCUCUGACAGGCUUUGCUUUGGUGGUGAGCAGUGAUGGAAUGGUCUUUUACGCCUCCUCAACCAUUGUGGAUUAUCUGGGAUUUCAUCAGACUGACGUGAUGCACCAGAAUGUGUUUGACUACAUCCACAUAGACGACCGUCAGGAGUUCAGACGCCAGCUCCACUGGGCCAUGUGUCCUCCACAGCACCAGGGGACGUCGGCGCACCAGGACAACCUGCUAGCUGCAGGGACUGGUGAAGACUUUGUAGUCAGCAGCCAGUUUCACUCUCUGGAGGCAGGGGGGAUUCCUCCUGAGCUCUCCUGCUUUCUCAACAGGUGUUUCAUAGCCAGAGUCAGAUGCCUCCUGGACAGCACCUCUGGAUUCUUGACUAUGCAGUUCCAGGGCCGAUUGAAGUUCCUCCACGGGCAGAAAAAGAAGUCGGCCUCUGGGGCUCUGAUGCCUCCACAGCUGGCUCUGUUCUGCAUAGCUGUACCCCUCCUACUUCCCUCCAUCAGCGAGAUGAAAAUGAAGAACAUGCUAAUGCGAGGAAAGAACAAGGGAGGAGGAGGAGGAGGAGGAGGGAUUAUCUCUGCAAUGGAGCAUGGCGAGCGAGGGGAACACCUCCGGAGGCACUCCUUCAGCGGAGGAAUGAGUGACAUUGCAGACCCUCUCCUCCUCUCAUGUCCCACUCCUGGCGCUAACCAGCGAGGUCAGCAAACUCCCUGGACCCCGCUCUCCAAAGACAACCUCAAGUACCACCCUGAUGGCUACUACAACCAGGAGGAGCCGCUCAACUACUGCAAGUCCUCCAUGGCUUCCCACAAAGGUCUCAGCCCGGGCCUGGGUGGCGGCUGGCCCCUGCGGCCGAACUCGGGUCCGAUCAGAGCGGGCCAGGGUGUCGGCUACAUCCCCUCUAACCGCUUGAACAAGGCCGGUCAGUACGGGAAGCCAUACCGCCUUUCCCCGAGCUGCCACAGCGGCAGAGGCGGCGAGGUGUUUGUGUCUAAGCUCUAUGGGAACAUCCAGAUUCCCACAGACCCAGAUGCCUACUGCGUGGACCUGGUGAAGAGCGAGAAUGGCUACGGAGAAUGCUACGAUGGCCAUCUGAUGCCUGAGAUGCCCCCCAUCAAGGUGGAGCACGACUCAGACUCCGAAAACGGCUGCGAUGCCUACGGGCGACCCUGGGCGUGCCGCGACCCGGAGGCCCUGGACCGCCGCUACGGCAACGGCAUAUACGACCAGAGCUCCGGCCUGCAACUCAAAUCGGAGGCAGAUUAUUAUGAUCCGCAGUACUCGCCCUGUCAGCGAGGGAAAGCAGGCAUCAGCCCACCGUACAACAACGGCAACUAUCACAACUAUGCAGUCAACAACGGCGGAAAUACCAACGCACGCCUGUUAAAGUGUGACAAAGACUUGGGAAAUAACAAUGAAAACAGCCAGUUUAGUCCUCAGAGACUCUCCCAUUCAGACUCUCUAUGCAGCAACCAUUCGGUCAACCUCAUGGACUCACACGUCUACCCACAGGACCCUCACAAGGCCUACAUGCACCCGGACUACAACAAGCAUGGCACUUAUGAGUUCAAAGGUCAUGGCCUGAUCCAUUCGAUCAAGCGGGAGCCCAUGGACUCCCCACCGUGGUCUGAGAGCGGUCAUGACGUAAACCAGUCCAUGAUGGUUGGCCCGAGGAACGUUAUGCCGUGUGUGAUGAGCACAGGGCACCACAAGUCCAGUCCUUACAUUUAUAUGCCCUGAGAGGGACUGGAGCGUUACCCACACAUACACACAACUGCAGAUGAUUACCUGCCGCCCAACCGACACACACACACACACACGCACGCACACACAAACAAUCAGUGUGCAUUAUAGUACUUUGUAUUAUUAUUGUUUUCAGACACUUGCACCAGCAUUACAAAAGGACAGUCUUUGAUUAUGAGGAUUCCCAGGAUGUCAGGUACCUCUUCGGCUUGAUGAAGAGGUCACAAAUAAGGCUCAGGUUCUAGUGUUAGUGUUGUGACAAUCAGAAAUGAAAUUUUAAUCCAGUUUAUGAAUAGAUGAUUAUGUUUUUAAAGAAUACAUUUUGUAGGUGGUUCCAAGCACUUUUGGAUUUAGUGACAAUGAGACAAAUUAUGUCUAGAAACACCGUUUCAUUUUGUUUUAUGUGUUGUGCACAACUUGCUUAUGUGAGAGGAAGAAAGAUUUUGCU
Messenger RNA from Xiphias gladius (swordfish), 2859 nucleotides. RefSeq names its product aryl-hydrocarbon receptor repressor a (gene ahrra). The record is from RefSeq and is a predicted model, not a curated record. The transcript is spliced from 9 exons. Gene Ontology annotation, molecular function: nuclear receptor activity; protein dimerization activity; transcription cis-regulatory region binding. Gene Ontology annotation, cellular component: nucleus; aryl hydrocarbon receptor complex. NCBI's taxonomy places the organism in Eukaryota, Metazoa, Chordata, Actinopteri, Istiophoriformes, Xiphiidae. Gene Ontology annotation, biological process: regulation of transcription by RNA polymerase II. The coding region runs from base 312 to 2408 and encodes 698 amino acids.